AAACAAUUUAAUUGGUCGAGUAAACACGACUAUCCACUCGAGUUACUCUGAUCCAAUUAGCAUUAUUAUCGGCUGGAUUUCUAUUCUUUCUCUAUCAGAAUCGUCGUCAUGAUUCUUCCCCCUAAAGUAGAGGGUCAAACAGAUGACCUCGUAACCUCCCUACUUAGAGAAAUCUUCCAAACAAUCAUUCUAACUCGAUAAGGCGGUUAAAAAUGCCCGAGUGACCCCGGCCAUGCUCUCCGCUCUGCUUAUUAAGAAGACGACCUUCAUCAGUGCCUCAACUCCAGUCGAACCGCGCGCCUUUAACAUCUUCAGACCCGGAAGAAUCUUUCGACCACGACCCUCCCGGAUUCGACAACAAUGUCCUUCCUCUUCAGGUUCCACGACUUGAUCGGGGGUAUCCACAUCCCCAUCGACGACGGAAUCGACAAGUUAAACCGCAAAUACACUCUCUUGGUAUUCCUCUUCCUGGCUCUGCCCAUCUUUACCAAACAGUACAUAGGAGAUCCCAUCGAAUGUUUCACACCCACUUAUUUCACCGAGCCGCAAGCAAGAUUCGUCAAUAGCUACUGCUGGACCGCUUCGACUUACUACUUGGUAGCGGAGGAAGGCGAUCAGGAGAGUGGAGAUUCUUCUCCUAGUCCGUUGGAUCCCCGACUGAUGCCGGACGAGAUCGACUAUGCCAGCGUGGACGAGACUCAGGUUGGAUCCGACAAGUUGAGAAGGGUGCACGUCAGUUAUUACCAAUGGGCACCGCUCAUCCUGUUGAUGCAAGGAUGCUGUUUUCAUCUACCGUUUGUUCUCUGGGGCGCUUGGGCUCACAACGCGGGUGUGAAACUGCGUCGGUUGUUGAAGAGAGCCUCGGACAUCGCCAGCCUUCCUCCGGGUUGCCAACAGAGAGAAUCUCUCCUGGCCGAGUUCGUCGACCAGUUCCACACCCUGGUGACGGGCAAUGCCAGUUGUUGCGCCGACCCCACUUGUAGAAUUCCGGUGGUGUGUAGGUGCACGGGCGGUCCGAGUCGCUAUCUCUGUCUUCUUUAUCUGAUGGUAAAGACUCUAUACGUCCUCAACGUCUUCUUCCAGUUUCUUCUAUUGACAGCCUUUAUGGGUCGUGGUUUUCUGAGGCACGGGGUGGAGCUGCUGCGCCGUCUGGCCAUUGAUGGCGAUUGGUGGAACUCGCCGCGUUUCCCGCUCCAGACCUUAUGCCAGGUGAGGGCCGCCAUACAAGGUGGGCUCCGCACCUACAUCUGCCGCUGCGUCCUGCCUAUCAAUGUUUUUAACGAGAAGAUCUUUUCGGUAAUCUGGUUUUACAUGGCUUUCCUUCUUCCCGUCAAUUUUAUCAGCCUGUUUCUCUGGGUUUGGCGUUGUUUUCCGUGCAACCGCCUCGCCUUUAUCCGCCUGAUCCUUUGGAGAACCAGGUUGAUUAGUAUGGCCGACAUAUCGAGAAUUUCUCGGAAAAUUUCGGAUAAUUACCUAGGAUGGGAUGGAGUGUUUGUGCUGAGGAUGAUCGAACACAACCACGGGAGUGCCAUGGCCACGAUUAUCAUCGGAAAGCUUUGGGAAUUUUAUGCCAACCAAAUGAAGGCUCAGGACGAAGCCAGCAGCGAUGUAGAGAGGGGGAGCGUCGCCUCGGUGGCACCCUCGACCUCUUGGCACUCGUGUCACGCCAAUACCUGCCAUCUCAGUCACUUCGGACAGCAACAAACCCUUCCGAGCACCAAGAGGGCGCCACCAAACGGCUACUGGGGCGGGAAGUGCUCUUGACCCUACCAUCUUCACCACCAACUGGCGGUGAGGAACUACUCUAGGUCCCCUAGUCCCUAUUCUAGUUCUUCGUCGAAGGAAUUUGGUGAAGUGUAACCAAUAAAAACAAGCCAACUAGGAGACCAAAACACUUCUAAAAUGUGAUAAAAUAAAUAAAUAUUCUCAGUACAAUUUCUGAUGCCCUUUCUGAGGUCGGAGCUUCUCAUCAAAUAUCUGUCCACCAUAACAACACAAAUUAUACAAAAGAUGCCUAUUCGAACUUUUCAAGGAGCACUCGACAAGUGGACUUUGGCUAUAUAUCGUGACUUCCAGUCUCUUGAUCGUUCUUUAUACAUCAAAAAUCGUAGAGUUAGUUAACUUUAUGCAAUGCUAUUUUUCUCUUUAGUGUUUGAAUGGAGGAGGGAGAGCGAGAGAGAGAGAGAGCGAGAAAGAGAGAGAGAGGAGAGAGAGAAAGUAAGAGAUUUGAACAGAUAAAUUGUGCCGGAUGACCUUUUAAAUAUUCUUGUAACCGUAGAAAAAUCUUUUAAGAUCAAUUUCUCAGAUAAUGCUCGAUAGAAAAGUCAGGAAUGCUUCAAGUGUGAUUUGUCUUCCUCGUCUAUAGAUCUUCCUGUUAUAUCUAGCUUAAAAGCGGAGGAAUCUAGGCAGUCCAGCUGUUUACUUUUUAUAUAUAUUCAUAUAUAUAUAUAUAAAUAUAUAUAUAAUUUGGUUUGUCCUCGAACUGUCCCACUUCCCGACUCUUCUUUCUAUGUCCAAUCGUUUGUGGAAGAUGAUACCUAGGGAGCGUAGUCCUGAAACUAACUGCCAUUCCAUUUUUAAAAGUAGAACAAAACAGUUAAUCACGUGGACGAUUUCUCUACCAAAGUGGCUUCGUUUUCGAUUCUCUAUAAAGUUGACUGGAUACGACAGGGUCUGCCCACUAUGCACUCACCACUGACCGCAACACUGGACCAAAGCCGGACUUCUAUGGCUGUAUAUACAAGCCCCCUUUUUCCUGUCUCGAUCACUGCACUUAGCAGAAAAAUAGUUUCUGUAGUUUGUUUUUUGGAAAAUCGCGAUUAAAUAGUAAAUAAAUCACAUUUAUUUACAGAUUAAGGCUUCGUUAUUUU
Molecule: messenger RNA, 2870 nt
Organism: Centruroides sculpturatus (bark scorpion)
Lineage: Eukaryota; Metazoa; Arthropoda; Arachnida; Scorpiones; Buthidae
Product: innexin unc-9-like
Exons: 2
Coding region: 361-1764 (467 amino acids)
Cellular component (GO): gap junction; plasma membrane
Molecular function (GO): gap junction channel activity
Source: RefSeq, a predicted model, not a curated record